Messenger RNA from Periophthalmus magnuspinnatus, 4846 nucleotides. It is a transcript of the gene tmod2, whose product is annotated as tropomodulin 2. The record is from RefSeq and is a predicted model, not a curated record. Gene Ontology annotation, biological process: muscle contraction; myofibril assembly; pointed-end actin filament capping. Gene Ontology annotation, cellular component: striated muscle thin filament; myofibril. The transcript has 10 exons. Bases 192 to 1232 code for a protein of 346 amino acids. Lineage: Eukaryota; Metazoa; Chordata; Actinopteri; Gobiiformes; Gobiidae. Gene Ontology annotation, molecular function: tropomyosin binding.
GAGCCGCUGUCCGUGUCUUCCGGUGUCCCCGCCCUUGGGUUGAGAAGUGAGACGCGAGCGCUGCACUGUUGGAUCUCAGGGAAUAUCUGGACUUUCUCUCGUCACUUUCUGUUGUCCUCAGGUCCCACAGAGGAGCUCGUGGUGUGGCUGCAGUUUAGACCAGUUUAGCUCAAGCCCAAACCUGCACCGUCAUGGCUUUAGACUUCAAGAAAGACCUGGGAAAAUACAAAGACCUGGAUGAAGAUGAAAUCCUCGGAAAACUGUCUGAGGAAGAACUCAAACAACUGGAGUCUGCGCUGGAGGAGAUGGACCCAGAGAACGCGCUGCUCCCGGCUGGAUUGCGUCAGAAGGACCAAACGUCCAAACAGCCCACGGGCUCGUUCAACAGAGAAAAACUCCUCAAAUAUCUGGAGAAAGAGGCCAUGGAGUACAAGGACCGUGACGACAUCGUACCCUUCACCGGGGAGAGGAAAGGUAAAGUUUUUGUCCCGAAGCAGAAACCAAUCGAAACGCGCCAUGAAGAGGUCACGACCCUCGACCCAGAAAUAGAGGAAGCCUUAUCCAGCGCCACAGACACAGAACUGCGUGAUCUGGCAGCGAUCCUGGGAGUUCAUACUCUGGCCACCAGUAAUCAGACAUACGACGGCAGUAGCAGCAAGGAGGGCUACAACAAUGUGGUCAAAGGAGAGAAAAUGACCCCAGUUUUCGAUGAGCCUCCAAACCCCACGAACGUCGAGGAAACUCUGCAGAGGAUAAAAAACAACGACAGCACUUUAACAGAAGUCAACCUCAACAACAUCAAGAACAUUCCUAUUCCCACAUUGAAAGACUUGGCCAAAGCCAUGGAGACCAACACGCACGUCACGAAGUUCAGUCUGGCAGCGACGCGGAGCAACGACCCCAUCGCCGUGGUGUUCGGUGAGAUGCUGAGGGAGAAUAAGACGUUAAAAAGUUUGAAUCUUGAGUCAAAUUUCAUCACAGGAGCUGGGGUCAAAGCUCUGGUGGAAGCGCUACGAGACAACGACACGCUCACAGACAUCAAAAUAGACAACCAGAGGCAACAGCUCGGCACGACUAUAGAGAUGGAGAUCGCUAAAAUGUUGGAAGAAAACCACACAAUAAUAAAGUUUGGAUACCACUUCACUCAACAAGGACCAAGAUCCAGAGCCGCUGCAGCCAUCACCAAGAACAACGAUCUGAUCCGCAGGAGGCGAGUGGAGGGCGAUCUUUGAGCACCACCUCUUCUUCAUCUCGUCGUUCGUUUCAGCCAUCGCUCUCAUCAUCUCACUUUGUGCCAAACCGCGGAGCGUCGGCACGUGGGUCGGAAAACAAGGGAAAAACUGGAAACGCCCUGUCCAUACUUUGUGUUUAUACCUUUGUUUAUUUUGAUUUGUAUGUUGUUUUUGCUGUAAAAACCUUUAGUUUUUUAUUUAGUCGUUUUCAUUUCAUCUGCCCCUUAUCAAGCCUUCAAGAUGAUCUGUCCGUUUUUAUAUAUUUUGCUGUAAUCUUGGGAAAUGCGUAGGGAUGUCCCGAUCCAGUUUUGUUGGCUCCCAAUCCGAUACAGAUUUUUUAGACAUUUGCAGUUGCCUAUAACAAUCAAAUAUCACGCUCAUGCUGAUACCGAUUUUCUCGUUAUUAAUGAUUUUAUUUACACCAUUUGGGCUGUGCCUUCAUAAAUAAUUAAGUUAAGCUAAGUGUUACCAGAUAUAAAAAGGUCUAAUUGUCUUAAACUCCUCCAUAGCAGCUUCAGAACAUAGUGACAGAGACAUGAGGUGAUGUUUAGUCUCAGUGUGACUAAAGGAAGUGUGUUUUCCACCAUAUUAUUUACGUUUGAGGCUUGUAAAAAGAGCAACCCUGCAGGAAGCACAUGGCUACUUAACAUAUGUAAACAAGUUAGCAAUGGCCCUGCUCCUCCACCCAAUUUCUUCAUUAAGACAUUGCAGAGGUAAAACAAAUACUAUCUCUGCCAUUGAUGAUGUUUUUAGCUGUUUUAGAUCCUCCUCAGUAUCAGUUUAAGCUGCUCUCGGUGUUAGCUGUUAGCAUUAGCAGUGUGCAGAGGACGCUAUUCGCUGUAUCGGCCCGAUCUAUUCACCAAAACCGAUCCACGCGAUGCUCGAAAAUGCCUAGAUCCGUGGCCGAUACGGAUACCAAUAUUGGAUCGGGACAUCACUAGAAAGAAGUAAGAAAAAAAAUACAAAAUAUAUCAGCUCUAUGAUUUAACUAAUAUAAAUGAAUGCGUUUGAAUGGGUCACUUGCAUUGAUUUAAACUGGUGAUUGUUUUGUGUUCUACCACUGUACUGAACAACAAGCUCCCCCCAUCGAAAAUAUACUGUACUGUAUGCCAUGUAUGUUUCAAUGUAUGUUUUGAAGUGGCUAAUAAUGUAAUUUAUCAGACAAAAUUUGGGUUGCUGAUUUCAUUUGAGCCAUUUGAAAUCUUCACAAUAGACUGGACAAGAGCCUCAUGAAUUAUUUAAAGGGAUAGUGCGGUCUUAAAGGGGUUGUCUGAGGUAAUAAGCAGAUAAUUAUAUUCUUUUUAUGUCAGCAAAUAUAAGUAAAGGUGUAGAGAAGCAGACAGGAGGUUACAUGGACUAUUAGCAGUGCCGUGUUGUUGUGCAUUAGGUCCAUUUAAAUUUUGACUCAAAUGUAAAGUCUUUUUUUAACGUUCUGUUUAUAAGAUGGAGGAUAUGUCUGUCUGCUAUCUUUAGAAAACAUAUUUUAAAAACUCCUCAGGUCAUAUUUGAGGCCUAAACCAAGUAGGACAAAGGUCUAAAUUGGCCUAGAUUGCUCUAAAAUAGACUAAGAACAGUGGAGAUGCUUUAAAAAAUAUUAUCUACACAGUCUAGCAGCGAAGAAGUGAGUUUUUUGUGUAGUCCCCGUUUAAUUUUGGACUGAUUAAAGUUUAAGACCAAAUAUUGAGUGAAAGUAAUGACUAAGAUUAUCAUAGCGUUUCCAAUUCCCCAUGUUUGUUUUUAUGUUUGGAGCCAAAUCCAAUUUCUGUAUAAACUGAUCAAAAACACAAAAUUUGAUUAUUCAAUUUGAUCCAAUAUAGUUGCGUAACAUGCGUUUCUUUAGGAUUCCUGUCUGCUUCUGCAAACUUAAAGGUCCCAUAUUAUACUUUUUUUUUUACUGAUCUAUGUUAUAAUGUCGUUUCCUCAUCACAAACGGACCUGGAGUUGUGUUUUGUUUCAUUCACACAUGUUUAACACACAAACCCUGUAUAUUGAGAGUUAUUUUCUCAAAUGGAAAACACUGUUCCACCUUGUGAUGUCAUGUGGUAAUACAGGAAGUGCUUCACUGUGUUUGGUAACUCCACACACCUUCACUAGAAUCAUUUGGGUGAGCUCCUGGAAUUGCAAAGGUAGCUCUUAAAUACUAUUAGAUGACAUCACAAGGUGGAGCAGAGCAUUUUGAGCUUUGGAGAUGUAGGCAGACUGAUAAAGAGUUACUCAAACACAUGUGAAUGAAUCAAAACACAACUCCAGGUGUGUUUUAGGUGAGGUAACAUUAUUAUAGCGUGACUCAAAGCUACUAAGAAUCCAUUUUGUGUAACAUCUUAUUGUCAAUCACCUUUAAAUGUGCACUAUCCCUUUAAGAAAACCAACUGUUUUUCUGCAGAUCUGAACCAAGCCAAAGACACACAUGCAGUUUCUCAGUACUGGAACAAACGGUUAAAAUGGGUCUAUUUUGUCUCACACACACAUGCACACACACACACCACUGUACAUUAUGCAAAUCUUAACAUUGCGUCUUAACUUCUGUUUUUUGUGGAAACUCUUUGACUUCACACCAACCAUACUAAAGCAGAGUUACUUGAAGCAUGUAAAUAUAGUGUAAUAGGAACAUUGCAUUGGCAUGAACUCAUCACUUUAAAGGUCCUAUAUUAUGAAUAAAUGGAGUCUAUUUGAACAAACUUAGCAUUGUCUAACUUAAAGAUGUAUUAUGUAACGUUUCCCGUUGAGAGUCCGCCACUUACUGGUCUCCACAAAGAAGUUAAUGCUUUGCCUGAAAAGUUCCGCACUAUGGCAUUAAACAUAUCUUGCUUGCAUUUGUUAAAUUACAUGUGUUCAAAUGGCUAAAGUGAAUACAUUGGAAAUACAUGCAGGCUUGCCUCUACACAGAUAUGACUUGUAACUUGGCCAGCUGGUGCCGAUCGCUUGUUUCCAUGGUGAUAGACGUGGGGACAAGCAGGUGGUGGACGCUCUACCAGAAAAAAAUACAUACUGCAGCUUUAUAAGAAUGUUUAUGUGUAGAAAGCUAAAAAAUAAUUUAUAUUUGUGACGAAACAUCAUAGACAGCAGUUCAGGUUUCUGCUAGAGCUGAAGUAGUUUAACCGCAGUGAUUUAAAAUUGAUUUCUGGAUCACCACUUAAUGACAUCAUGAAGUGGAACCAGAUUUCUGGAAGGAGGACUGCCUUAUUUUGCUAGAUAACAUGUGAGAAUGAAACAAGAUACAACUCCUGGUAUGUUUUUCAUUAAUUGACAUUAUAAUGGUUAAAGGUUCCCACAAUGUAACUGAAGCAUAAUAUAGGACCUUUUUAACACACUUUUGUAUUACAACUUCACCGUUCUUAUUCCCUCUUCAAGAUUUCAUGGGUGGAGUCUCAGCUAAAAGACUUGGCUUGUUAAUAUUGUACUCCUUAAAAUGUAUAUUGAUUGUAAAAUGCCAUCUCAAAUUGGAAAGCGCACAGCCGUAUUGUAUGUAUCCUCUAGGGGUCGCUGUUGAGGUGUUGGUACCUUAAAAAGAUCCAGGUGGAAAAUGGGCCCCGACAUUCUGUGUCCUGUUGUAUGUUAUGGUUAAAAAGCACUGCUGAUAUAAGACGAACUCAAUAAUAAAUGUUUUUACAGAA